AUAGCACAAAACAAUAAUAAGAUAUGAUCAUGACUUCCAUAAAAAAGUCAACUACUCUGUUAACACUAUUCCUGUUUUUGUUCUUGAAAUUUUUAAUUAUCAAUGGUCAUGGUGGAGCUGAUGAUGAUGAUGAACAUGAUUCAAAUGGAGAUACAAAUACAAAUUUACGCGCGAAAGGAUUGAUUCUUGUUAAAAUUUAUUGCUUGAUCAUACUCUUUGUAACUACAUUUGUUGGUGGCGUAUCGCCUUAUUUCUAUCGAUGGAAUGAGGGGUUUCUCUUGUUAGGAACUCAAUUUGCUGGUGGUGUUUUCUUAGGGACUUCAUUGAUGCAUUUUUUGAGUGAUUCUGCUACAACUUUUGGUGUACUUACAGAAAAAGAGUACCCUUUUGCCUUCAUGUUGGCUUCUGCAGGUUAUCUUCUCACUAUGUUUAGUGAUUGCAUUAUUAUGUUUGUGACAAAGGGGGGUGUAAAUGAAUCAAGUGAGUCCAAAGUUGAAGUGGAUGAAGAAGGAAGGUCAACUAAUAUUGAUGAGGGACAUGGAACAAAUCCAUUUCUAAAGACAACUUCACUUGGGGAUACAAUACUUCUCAUUCUUGCAUUGUGUUUCCACUCUAUUUUUGAAGGCAUUGCUGUUGGAGUAUCAGCUUCAAAGGGAGAGGCAUGGAGAAACCUAUGGACAAUUUCAUUGCACAAAAUAUUUGCAGCCAUUGCAAUGGGAAUUGCACUUUUAAGAAUGAUACCAAAAAGGCCAUUUCUACUUACUUGUGCUUACUCUUUUGCCUUUGCAAUUUCAAGCCCUAUAGGUGUGGGUAUAGGAAUUGCAAUUGAUGCUACUAGUGAAGGCCGUACAGCUGAUUGGACUUAUGCUAUUUCAAUGGCAAUUGCUUGUGGGGUUUUUAUUUAUGUGGCAAUUAAUCACCUAAUUGCAAAAGGGUUUAAACCACAAAAUAAAUGUUAUUUUGAUACUCAAUUCUUCAAGUUUGUUGCUGUCCUUCUAGGUGUUGGGGUGAUUGCUGUUGUCAUGAUAUGGGACUAAAUUAAACUACCUUGUUCAGACUCUUCAAAAUGUCGACAAUUGUAUGUUGCGUCCUUCAAAAAUAGUGCUUUUUUUUAAGACCUGAUACGGUGUGUGAACAUUAUUGGAGAGUUCGUGAUGAACUAUGUAAACAUUCAUUUUUUGAAUUUUACAUGGGGUUUUGCUAA
Messenger RNA from Solanum lycopersicum (tomato), 1204 nucleotides. RefSeq names its product zinc transporter. NCBI's taxonomy places the organism in Eukaryota, Viridiplantae, Streptophyta, Magnoliopsida, Solanales, Solanaceae. Gene Ontology annotation, cellular component: membrane. Gene Ontology annotation, molecular function: zinc ion transmembrane transporter activity. Gene Ontology annotation, biological process: zinc ion transmembrane transport. The record is from RefSeq and is marked validated.